Chrysoperla carnea is the source of this 1307-nucleotide messenger RNA. RefSeq names its product pyrroline-5-carboxylate reductase 1, mitochondrial (gene P5cr-2). Gene Ontology annotation, molecular function: pyrroline-5-carboxylate reductase activity. Gene Ontology annotation, biological process: L-proline biosynthetic process. The transcript has 6 exons. The coding region runs from base 352 to 1173 and encodes 273 amino acids. Lineage: Eukaryota; Metazoa; Arthropoda; Insecta; Neuroptera; Chrysopidae. The record is from RefSeq and is a predicted model, not a curated record.
UCGGUUCAAAAACGUCUUCAAGUUAAAUUGUUGAUAAGUGUUUUGUAUACAAAAUUUACAUAGUGGUAAAUAAGAAGACAAUUUUUCGUACAUAAUCGAUUAAACAACAAAGGAAUUUGCGACAAAAGUUCUUAAUGAAGUUGUUUAGGCCCCACAUUAUUAAUCGUUGUUUCUUUAAUAAUAUUCAGAGAUAAUCAUCAACUCAUUAUGUUAGAUUAAAGUAAAUUUUUAGAUCUGGAAUAUAGAAAUCUCACUACCUCUAAUAUUACGAUAAAAUAAACGAUCUUCACUUAUACAUUUGUCAUCGCUUUAAUUUUAUUUAACUACAAAAACUUAAAGAAAAAAGUCAUCAUGUUGAAAAUUGGAUUUUUGGGUGGUGGAAAAAUGGCACAUGCCAUGGCUAAAGGAUUCAUUGCGGCUGGACUUACCAAAGGAGAUCAUAUCAGAGCCAGUUGCCAUCCAAAUGAUACUGCCAGUCUCGAAAAUUUUAGAGAAUUGGGUGCAGAAGCAAUUACAGAAAACCCACCGGUUGUAAGAAAUUCAGAAAUAAUCAUUAUAUCAGUAAAACCACAAAUAGUUCCUACAGCACUAGGGCAAAUCAAGGGUAUGGUAGAUAAAAGUAGACUAUUUUUAUCAAUUGCUAUGGGAAUUACGAUAAACGAGCUGGAAAGUUUGGCACCAGAAAAUGCAAGAGUAAUACGAGUAAUGCCAAAUACCCCGGUUUUAGUUCGGGAAGGUGCAUCAGUAUUUGUUCGAGGUACAAACGCAACUGAUGAGGAUGCUAACAUCACGCGAAAAUUAUUAACAGCAGUAGGUAGUUGUGACGAAAUUACUGAAAACCAUAUGGAUGCAGUUACUGCCUUAAGUGGAUCUGGACCUGCAUAUGUAUACGUUUUGAUUGAAGCUUUAGCUGAUGGAGGUGUUAAAAUGGGUUUACCUCGCGACAUAUCAUACCGUUUGGCUGCCCAAACAGUUAUUGGCGCUGGAUUAGUAGUAAGAGAAACAAAAGAACAUCCAGGUGUUUUGAAAGAUAAUGUAACAUCACCCGCGGGUUCAACUGCAGCCGGUUUACAUUACCUUGAAGAAAAAGGUUUUCGUUCUGCAAUUAUUGGUGCUGUUGAAAAAGCUUGCGAUAGAUGUCGUGAAGUUGGUGAUGUAUAUGCUGGAAAAUAAAUGUUCAAUUAACAAACUGUCUUCCAAAAAUAGAACAAUAAGUAUAAUUGAUAAUAUAGAUGUUAAGCAAUAAAAUCUGUUACUUUAAGAAAUGACUCACUUAUAUGUUGAUUUACAAUUUGUAUAUAUAUUUU